GGGAAAUGUUUCAGUAAAAAUUCCAGCCGGGUGUCACACCAGAGGACUCACACAGAAGAAAAACCGUAUCAGUGUCCAGAGUGUGGGAAAAGUUUCAGUCAUAAUUCCACCCUGGUGACCCACCAGAGGACUCACACUGAGGAUAAACCGUAUCAGUGUCCAGAUUGUGGGAAAAGUUUCAGUCAUAAUUCUACCCUGGUGAUACACCAGAGGACUCAUUCCCAGGUUAAAUUGUAUGAAUGUCCAGAGUGUGAGAAAAGUUUCAGUCAAAUUUCCCACCUUGUGGUACACCAGAGGACUCACACGGGAGAAAAACCAUAUGAAUGUCCAGAGUGUGGGAAAAGUUUCAGUCAGAAUUCCACCCUAGUGAUACACCAGAGGACUCAUUCCCAGGACAAACCAUAUGAAUGUCUAGAGUGUGGGAAAAGUUUCAGGCAUAAUUCCACCCUGGUGACACACCAGAGGACUCACACAGGAGAGAAACCGUAUGAGUGUCCAGAUUGUGGGAAAAGCUUCAGUCAGAAUUGUGGCCUCGUGACACACCAGAGGACUCACACAGGAGAGAAACCAUAUGAGUGUCCAGAGUGUGGGAAAAGUUUCAGUCAAAUUUCCAGUCUGAUAACACACAAGAGGACUCACACAGGAGAAAAACCGUAUGAGUGUCCAGAUUGUGGGAAAACAUUCAAUAAAGAUUCCCACCUGGUGACACACCAGAGGACUCACACAGGAGAGAAACCAUAUGUGUGUCCAGAUUGUGGGAAAAGUUUCAGUCAGAAUUCCAGCCUCGUGAUACAUCAGAGGACUCACACAGGAGAGAAACCGUAUGAGUGUCCAAAGUGUGGGAAAAGUUUCAGUCAGAAUUGCAUCCUCGUGACACAUCAGAGGACUCACACAGGAGAGAAACCAUAUAAGUGUCCAGAGUGUGGGAAAAGUUUCAGUCAAAUUUCCAGUUUGAUAACACACCAGAGGACUCACACAGGAGAAAAACCGUAUGAGUGUCCAGAUUGUGGGAAAAGUUUCAAUAAGGAUUCCCACCUGGUGACACACCAGAGGACUCACACAGGA
Molecule: messenger RNA, 1065 nt
Organism: Notechis scutatus (mainland tiger snake)
Lineage: Eukaryota; Metazoa; Chordata; Lepidosauria; Squamata; Elapidae
Source: RefSeq, a predicted model, not a curated record